UCUCGACACUGUGCUCGCUAGUGGCGAGGGGGUUUAGAGGAGUAAGCACCCGAGAGGCUCGCGAAAGUUAGAUCGGCCCGCCAAGGUCCUUAAGAGGACUGAGAAGACUCCUCCUCCUCUAGCUCUCAUUGUUACGAGCCCGGCCGUGGGUCUGGUUUCCCAGGUUGAAGCUUCCACCAUAAAUGUCCCCCCUGUGCCUCCUACUAUCAUGGUCCGCCCAAUGCUCGGCCCUCCUCCGAAGAAACCAGCGUCCAAAGGGCUCCUGUUGUUGAUUUCUACUCAUGUUGAUGAGUAUGUCGUCGACAACACUGCCGGGACUCAUGGAGCUACACUUGUCUCGGACAUCCUGUCUUGGGUAGGCCAGAGCAUUAGCAGCUUCGAGGCUCCCCAGUGGCAGUUUUUGAACAAUGCUCGGGACUGCAACACCCUUUAUGACAAGAGUGUCAAGCUCGCUGCUGCGUCUCUUGGUGCCGUUGCUCAGCUUAACUAUAAGUUGAACAAUGAGGUCCACUCGAGCAUGUCCUAUGCCCAAGAGUCGAAGAAUCUUCAACUUAAGCUCACUGACGAGUUCAAGGUUGCAAAGGCAAAGAUGGAGGCUGAAGCCGAGCAGAUGAAGGCCAGGAUAGUCGAGCUUGAGAAGGUGAACGCCAGGCUCGAGGAUCUUGAGAAGAUCAAUGCCAAGCUUGAGGAGGAGAAAAAGGCUACCUUCGAGAUAAUGGAGGGCGAAAAGGCUCGUCUUCUCGCAGAGUUCAAGGAGAAGAAGGAUCGGGCGGUUGACCUGGCCAUGUACAGGAACUGGGCCAAUAACGCCGAUCUUGAUACCAGCUUCCUAGGCUCUUUUGAGGAAGAGCUCGUGGCCAAAUGGCAGGCUUGACUCGAUGCGGAGGAGGUUGCUCGGGAGGAGGCAGAGAGGGCCAAGGAGGAUGCUGAGAAGGCUAAGGAAGGCGCUCCUUCCUCCUAAAUCUCGACCCAGGGCUGCGUCCCUUUGAACCUCUUGUAAUAGUUUUUUAUCUUCUGUUUUUUAUGCCCCUGGGGCUAAGACAAUUUAUAGCUCGUGAAAGAGCUAUUUUCUUAUGAUAUCUGUAAUACCGUAUUUGAAUUUACUUUAAUAUUUUUGCUUUACAUUUCUUAAGUCGAAAUAUUUCAAGCAAUUUAUAUUAAAGUGUCCUUAUGUCUG
Molecule: messenger RNA, 1177 nt
Organism: Humulus lupulus (European hop)
Lineage: Eukaryota; Viridiplantae; Streptophyta; Magnoliopsida; Rosales; Cannabaceae
Exons: 2
Coding region: 209-874 (221 amino acids)
Source: RefSeq, a predicted model, not a curated record